This is a messenger RNA of Rhipicephalus sanguineus (brown dog tick), 684 nucleotides long. RefSeq lists its product as uncharacterized. Bases 1 to 684 code for a protein of 227 amino acids. Gene Ontology annotation, molecular function: nucleic acid binding. The transcript has a single exon. Gene Ontology annotation, biological process: DNA integration. The record is from RefSeq and is a predicted model, not a curated record. NCBI's taxonomy places the organism in Eukaryota, Metazoa, Arthropoda, Arachnida, Ixodida, Ixodidae.
AUGUUUGCCCAGUUUGGAAUACCACGUACGGUGGUGUCAGAUAAUGGGACGCCUUUCACGGGCUUCGAAUUCCGUCAGUUCAUGGAGCGCAAUGGCAUUGUACAUAUCAGAACAUCUCCGCAUCACCCACAGAGCAAUGGGCUGGCUGAGCGCGCUGUGCGGACUGUUAAGGACGGAUUAAAGAAGAUUGGAAACGCCGAGUUGACGACCUCCCUUGCCCGCGUGCUUUGUAACUAUAGGAAUACUCCUCAACAGUCCGGACUGUCACCUUCGGAAAGGCUUUUGGGCUACCGGUUGCGCACAAGGCUGGACUUGUCUUUUCCUACCAGGAACCACCACAGUGUCUCGACCAAGCCGACGGAAGACACCGACUGGAAUUUCGCCCCCGGUCAAUCCGUCUAUGUGCGAAACUAUGGAACGGGCGACAAAUGGACGCCGGGAAGGGUCAGGGCCACGACCGGUGCUCGACUUUUGGAAGUGGAGACUGAGGCAGGGAUUGUCCGUCGACAUAUGGACCAAGUACGAAGGUGCGACAAAGGAUUGUUUUUGGAGAGCAAGGACACUCGGGAAUCGGCGCUACCUGACAACAAAGCGACGGCCGAAGACGCCAAGGACGCGUCUGCAGAAGCACUACUACGACGGUCAACGAGAACAAAAACACCGGUGGACCGUUAUGGUUACUAA